AUGGCGUUCAUGAAAUAUGACCCUGGGUAUGACUUCUCCAAUAAAGGGAUUGAUUGGGAAGAAUACCAACGUGAAGUCCGUCUCAGAACUGAUGCAGUAUGGGAGCGUCAAAAGCUUAAAGACUAUUUUCGCUUAUUCUACAAGAUUUUCUACUGGGACCCUAAAACAGAGCAAUACUACAUCACUAUGCCUCUGCAUAAAAACUAUAACUCCCCAGAUGGCUGGCGUUUUAAACCUCACCACGGCUACAACCCUACAGGCAAAUCCAAUUCAUACCAGAGAAGCAAAGCUAAAGAAUUCGGCACAAGAACAGUCUCCCUCAGCUACGCUGACACGUUAAGAGACAAAAAUACUGUCUGUUUCUUCCGUUUUAGAGCUUAUAAGAAAUGCGAAGGAAAUACUCUGCUCCCUCAAAUUCUGGAGAAGCCUGGAGAGAAAUUCAACCCAGAAUGCUACCAAGAAAUGCUAGAUAUGGUAGAAUACUGCAGCAAUGUGCAGCUGAACUGGCUUUCUGAUAUGUGGCACCAUAUGAAGAUGAACCAAGAUAAAUCGGUAUUCAGCAAUAAUGAUGAACUGAAAAUGAUGAUUGAUGAAUUCGAUAAUCCAGAUGUGGACGUCAAGACUUACUAA
Messenger RNA from Blepharisma stoltei, 630 nucleotides. NCBI's taxonomy places the organism in Eukaryota, Ciliophora, Heterotrichea, Heterotrichida, Blepharismidae. The record is from the annotation of a GenBank genome assembly.